GAUGAACUGCUGCUGCUCAACUCUGAGGUGCAUUCUUUUUUUGAUGAGAGGCAUCUCUAGGUACCAUCCCUGACCUGGUCCUCAUGCUGCCGAGGCUGUUGCUGUUGAUCUGUGCUCCACUCUGUGAACCUGCCGAGCUGUUGUUAAUAGCCAGCCCCUCCCAUCCCACAGAGGGGAGCCCAGUGACCCUGAUGUGUAAGAUGCCCUUUCUAUGGAGUUCAGAUGCCCAGUUCCAGUUCUGCUUCUUCAGAGAUGCCCGGGCCUUGGGCCCAGGCUGGAGCAGCUCCUCCAAGCUCCAGAUCGCUGCCAUGUGGAAAGAAGACUCAGGGUCAUACUGGUGUGAGGCACAGACAAUGGCGUCCAAAGUCUUGAGGAGCAGCAGAUCCCAGAUAAAUGUGCACAGGGUCCCUGUCACUGAUGUGAGCUUGGAGACUCAGCCCCCAGGAGGACAGGUGAUGGAGGGAGACAGGCUGGUCCUCAUCUGCUCAGUUGCUAUGGGCACAGGAGACAUCACCUUCCUUUGGUACAAAGGGACUGUAGGCUUAAACCUUCAGACAAAGAUACAGCGUUCACUGACAGCGGAGUAUGAGAUUCCUACAGCGAGGGAGAGUGAUGCUGAGCAAUAUUACUGUGUAGCUGAAAAUGGCUAUGGUCCCAGCCCCAGUGGGCUGGUGAGCAUCACUGUCAGAAUCCCGGUGUCUCGCCCCAUCCUCAUGCUCAGGGCUCCCAGGGCCCAGGCUGCAGUGGAGGAUGUGCUGGAGCUUCACUGUGAGGCCCUAAGAGGCUCUCCUCCGAUCCUGUACUGGUUUUAUCACGAGGAUAUCACCUUGGGGAGCAGCUCGGCCCCCUCUGGAGGAGGAGCCUCCUUCAACCUUUCCCUGACUGCAGAACAUUCUGGAAACUACUCCUGUGAGGCCAACAAUGGCCUGGGGGCCCAGCGCAGUGAGGCGGUGACACUCAGCUUCACAGUGCCUACUGGGGCCAGAAGCAAUCAUCUCACCUCAGGAGUCAUUGAGGGGCUGCUCGGCACCCUUGGUCCAGCCACUGUGGCCUUAUUAUUUUGCUACGGCCUCAAAAGAAAAAUAGGAAGACGUUCAGCCAGAGAUCCACUCAGGAGCCUUCCCAGCCCUGUACCCCAAGAGUUCACCUACCUCAACUCAGCUACCCCAAGGCAGCUCCAGCCUAUAUAUGAAAAUGUGAAUGUUGUAAGUGGGGAUGAGGUUUAUUCGUUGGCGUACUAUAACCAGCCGGACCAGGAAUCAGUAGCAGAAACCCUGGGGACACAUAUGGAGGACAAGGUUUCCUUAGACAACUAUUCCAGGCCAAGGAAAGCAAACAUUACAGAUGGGGACUAUGAAGACGCUAUGUAAGGUUAUGGAAGAUUCUGCCCUUUGAAAACCAUCGAUGACCCCAAGCCUCAGACCUGAUAUGUUCUUCAGAGAUCUUGGGGCAUUAGCUUUCUAGUAUACCUCUUCUGGAUGCCAUUCUCCAUGGCACUAUUCCUUCAUCUACUGUGAAGUGAAGUUGGCGCAGCCCUGAAGAAACUACCUAGGAGAACCAAUAGACACAGGAGUGACAGGGACUUUGUUAUCAGAACCAGAUUCCUGCCGGCUCCUUUGAAAACAGGUCAAAUUGUGCUCUUCUGUUUACAAGAGGAAACAGGAUGGAAUAAAAGAAAUUAGGAUCUUGGGUUGGAGGGACAGUGAAGCUUAGAGCACAUGAACUCAAGGUUAGUGACUCUGCAGCACUUCACAUAGAGAGCCAUGCCCAUCAUUCAGUCCAAGUGCUUUCUCUGCCCAGACAGCACAGAACUCCAGCCCCGCCACUUACAUGGAUCAUCGAGUUUCCACCUAAAAUAUGAUUCUAUUUAUUUUGAGUCACUGUUACCAAAUUAGAACUAAAACAAAGUUACAUAAAAAGUUAUUGUGACUACACUUAAUUUUAGUGUCAUAUUUUUGUAUAUAUAGGCCAACCUAUGCCACAUCCAAAAUUAUGUAUCUAUUACAGCCCCUAGAAGCUUUAUGAAUACAGUGUGUCUUCUUUUAUUCACAAAAUUUUUGAAAUCAUGGUAAUAUGGUUUGAAGUCUAUAUCUUAAUUUUUUUUUUUUAAGUUGAGACAGGGUCUCACUCUGUCACUCAAUCUGGAAUGCAGUGGCACAAUCUUGCCUCACUGCAACGUCUGCCUCUCAGGCUCAAGCAAACCUCUUACCUCAGCCUGCUGAGUAGCUGGGACUACAGGCACAUGCCACCAAACUUGGCUAUUUUUUGUCUUACGUAGAGACAAGAUUUCACCGUUUUGCCCAGGCUGGUCUCAAACUCCUGGGCUCAAGCAAUGUAUUUAAUUUUAAAACAACCACUCACUCUUACGAAUUAAUAAACAUUUGGAGGUAUAUAAAGUAAAAAGUUAAAGUCUUUCCUGUAAGUUAACACAAAUGUUAACUAUUGUUAAAAACUUUCAGGUAGCUCUCUAGAUAUUUUUCUUUUUUUGUAUACAUACUUAUACAUACAUGUAAAUAUAUAAACAUUUAGAAGUAUACCUAUCUAACAAACUAUCAUGAAAUAAUUUCAAAUCUGUAAAUAGAUCUAUUAUACUAUUUUAGAAGUCUCUGUAGUAGUAUGUUAUAUAGAUAAAUCAUAACUUUUUUCUUUUUUUAUUGUAGUAAAUAUGCACAACAUAAAAUUGAUCAUUUUAACCAUUUUUAAGUGUACAGUUCAGUGGCAUUAUGUACGAUCAUAAUAUAUUUUAAUCCUUCUCACCACUGGUGGACAUUAAGGAGGCUCUCAAAAAAUUCAUAUUAUAAAAACAAAGUUCAAACAAAUGUCUUUGUACAAGCAUAUAAUGGCACUCCUGCUGGAUUAUCUGAAGGAUAAAUUUGUAAAUCUAGUAUUGCUAGAUUAUGCAUAUUAAAUAUUCUUGUUAAAUAGUCUUCAAUGUCUCUCAGAUAAGGCUGUAUCAAUUUAUAUCUUCACCAACAAUGUCUGGGAAAUCAGUUUGUGGGGUGUAUUAGUUAGUUCUCACAUUGCUAAUAAAGACAUAUCAGAGACUGGGUAAUUUAUAAA
Messenger RNA from Nomascus leucogenys (northern white-cheeked gibbon), 3060 nucleotides. RefSeq names its product Fc receptor like 1 (gene FCRL1). Gene Ontology annotation, molecular function: transmembrane signaling receptor activity. Gene Ontology annotation, biological process: cell surface receptor signaling pathway. NCBI's taxonomy places the organism in Eukaryota, Metazoa, Chordata, Mammalia, Primates, Hylobatidae. The record is from RefSeq and is a predicted model, not a curated record. The transcript is spliced from 11 exons. The coding region runs from base 84 to 1370 and encodes 428 amino acids.